Molecule: messenger RNA, 4056 nt
Organism: Triplophysa rosa
Lineage: Eukaryota; Metazoa; Chordata; Actinopteri; Cypriniformes; Nemacheilidae
Product: GTPase IMAP family member 8-like
Exons: 6
Coding region: 444-3002 (852 amino acids)
Molecular function (GO): GTP binding
Source: RefSeq, a predicted model, not a curated record
AACACAAAGAACAUUUUUUGAAUCCGAAAAAUAAAAGUUACAUUAGAAGGAAAUAUAGGAAGAACAACAAUUUGGAGCAAAAAGCAACAUUUUAAGUAAAACAUAGCAAAGAUGACUUAAAUUUGAAAGACCUGGCAACCCGGCAACAAAACUAUGAGGAAGUGAAACAAGUUUCACUUAUGCCCCAGCGUUAUAUAUCAUCAAAACAAACCCUAGAAGAGAAAGAAAGGUAUGUUUCGACGCAAAGGAUCUGACUUAGCUUACAAAUAUAAAUAUAGGAGAAUUGUGUUCCUCGAAGCAUUUGUAUUGAAACGUAAGCCAGAAACAUAUUAAGGUGGUAUCAUUUAUAUAUUAUUGCACAUCUAACAAUAAAACAGACAGGAUCAAUGUGAUCAUGUAAUGGCAUUGUUUAGAAAACAAGAAAUAAAAGUCUAAAAAGGAAAAUGUCAGAUCAAAGGACACCGCAUCACAUGGCGGUGCAGGGAAGAAAUUCCCCUACAUCUAAUCCCGACACCAGGCUAUCUGAGAUAAGGAUGGUUAUGACUGGGGGUCGGCAGUUAAUGGGAGUAGAAGCAAGUGGAAAAAGUUCAGCAGGAAAUAUCAUUUUGGGGAGAAAUGCUUUUGAUACCAGUAGAAGAACUGCACGAUCUGUUCAAGCUACAGGAGACGUACAUGGAAGACAUCUGACUGUUGUUGACACACCCGGCUGGUGGUGGCAUUACUCUGUGGAAAUCACUCCCAAGUUCGACAGACGGGAACUCAUAAGAAGCCCAACACUUUGUCUUCCAGGACCUCACGCCUUCCUUCUUGUCAUACCUGCAGAUUUAGCAUUUCCAAGUGUCUACAGAAUAACUGUGGAAGAACAACUGAAGUUUUUGUCUAAGGAGGUCUGGAGACACAUUAUUGUGUUGUUCACUUCUACUGAGCCAGCAUGUGAUGAGAGCUCUUUGAAAAGCAAGAUUAGAAAAUGGCCAGAUCUCGAACAGCUGUUAAAGAGAUGUCACAACAGAUACCACAUUCUUAAUAUUAACAACCAGAGCGACAACACUCAAGUUAUCACGCUGCUGGAAAAGAUUGAGAAAAUGGUGGCGCAAAACAAUGGUCAUCACUUUAAAAUUGGCAGGAACAUCUAUGUAGCGGAUGAGAGAGAGAAGGAAAAUAGAGAAAGAGCAAAUCAAAGAGUUCUUGCUGUGAAGAGGCAAAGAGCUGAACUCAGAGCACGGUUUAGAGAUGGGCCACAACAUCUAACUGAUGUAAGGAUUGUGAUACUUGGAGCAGCAUGGGCUGCAAGGAGCUCUGCAGGCAACAUCCUUCUGGGAGAAGAAGCUUUUAAUGUUGACGAUUCAAGAACAACAGUGUGUUGUGAGGUAAAACAUGCUGAAGUGUACAAGAGGAAGUUGACGGUGGUCGACACUCCAGGCUGGUACUGUAACGUUCAUGUUGAGAGCACUUCAGAGCUGGACAAAUUGGAGAUUAGACGUAGUGUAUGUUUAUGUCCGCCUGGUCCCCAUGUCAUUAUACUAACUGUUCCAAUUGCCAUAACUUAUGACAAGACUUAUAACAAGGUUUUGGAAGAACAUAUGGAUAUCUUAGGGAAGAAGGUCUGGAAUCACACAAUCGUGCUGUUUACCCGAGGAGACUGGCUGGGUGAUACAAGCAUUGAGGAACGUAUUGAAAACGAGGGGAAGCAACUGCAGUGGCUUAUUAAAAAGUGUGGGAACAGAUAUCAUGUCUUUAACUGUAAGCAGCACACUGACAACACACAAGUCCUGGAACUGCUUGCAAAAAUUGAGGAAAUGGUGAUGGAAAACAAUGGUUGUCAUUAUGUACCAGAAACAGACAGUAAUCCAUCCACAGAGCUUGAGCUAAAGAUGGAAACUGCAAAAAGAAAGAUGAUGAAAGUGAGACGGCAAAGAGAUAUCCUUCAAGAACUGCUAAAGGAAAGGAACUACACUCUCUCAGAUGUGAGGAUUGUGCUUCUUGGAGGAGGAAGAGUCGGAAAGAGCACGUCAGGAAACAUUAUUCUGCAAGGGCAUUUUUUUGAGAAGACGCCUGAAGAGGAUUUUAUUAUCCACACAAGAACAAUCCAAUGUGUGAUGAAACAAGGGCAAAUUGAAGGAUGUCAGGUCUCAGUGGUUGACACACCAGGAUGGUCCACAUCAACUCUAGAAAAUGAAAACGAAAUCUUACAUAGUCUGACGGUUUGUUCUCCAGGUCCUCAUGCAUUUCUGCUAGUGUUACCUGUGCAUGAAUCCUUUACAAAAAGAUCACGACAAACAGUGAAGGACCUCAUGAGCCUAUUUGGUGACAAUGUUUGGAAGCAUACUAUAAUAUUAUUUACUUAUGGACACUGGUUGAGGGACAGACCGGUUGAGGAGUACAUUGCAUGUGAAGAAGAAGCUCUACAAGACUUGAUAGAAAGAAAGUGUGGCAACAGAUAUCAUGUGCUAAAUAAUGACUGGACAAAUAGACUUCAAGUACAAAGUCUGCUGAAGAUGAUAGAACAGAUGGUGGCUAGAAACAGAGGUGAAUACUUCACUUUAGAAAACAAAGCAAGCAAGCCAACAACAACAGAGGAUCAGAUGUUUAAUGAGACCCUGGAAGAGGAGUGGAAAAAACACGAAGAUGAACUCAUAGAGAGGAUGCUGGAGGCAGCAACAGUGGAUCUCAACAAAGAAUCCGAGCAGUUAUAUCAUAAACGAAGAGGAAGCAUUGAAUGCUCAAUCCCAAAUAUGAGUGGAGAUUCACUGUUAGAUGGAACCAGUUCAUAUGGAGCUGAUACCCUGGAUCCUACUGACAAAGUAUGUCAAUGGCUCAGACCAAGACAUGCAGCAUCAUCUGGACACGGCACCAUGAGCACUACAUCAAGUUUUCAAGAUCCGAACAGGGAAUGUCUGAAAGAUGAUAUUCCAAUUCACAAACACAAUCCCAAUGACAUGGACAGUCUGAAAUAUUUCAAUAACACGACCGAGCAAAAGCAUACAAGAUCAUUUUCAUUUUAGACAUUUCCUGUUUAUUGCAUGGUUAACUAUGGACCAUUUUAUGUACCAGGGGUUGAUGAAGACAUAAAUUGUAAUAUUUGUGUUUAAAGUCAAAUUUAAAUUGUCUUUAAUGGGGUGCCCAAACUCGCAACAUCUGCAAACAUCUUGUUAAAAGCCUUGAUAGCUUUUCUUCAAUGAUAAAGUGUCACGGUCCUACCUUCUUGUUUAUGAAUUCCUAGUCAUGUGGCAGGAUCGGGACAGAGCCCUUAGGUUUUAUGUGGAGAGAAUCAUAUUAUUGUCUAUCUUAACAAAAUAUGCGUUCUCUCCGGUGUCUUGUCAUUGGCCCCGCCCCUCUCGUUUCAUGUAUUGCCUCCCUGCCGUGUCUUAUGUUCCACACCUGCCCUCGCUCGUUAUCCUUCAUUUGUCUUACCUAUAAAUGCCCUCAUGUUUCUUUGUCUUGUGCUCGUGUAUUGUGUAUGUUCAUGUUCAUGUUCAUGUUCAUGUUCAUGUUCAUGUUCAUGUUCAUGUUCAUGUUCAUGUUCAUGUUCAUGUUCGCAUGUUCGAAUGUUCGCAUGUUGUUGCCCAAAAGCCUGUUUCUUGCCCUGUCCCUGAACUGUGAGUUUUGUGUUUUUUGCCUUAGUUACCCUGCUGUGUGUUUAGACAUUUGGUCAUGUUUUUAGUUUAGUUUUGCUAUUCUUGUUUUACGUUUUGCCCCCAUGUGGGAAGUCUUUUGUUUGUAUUCAAUUAGUUUUGUCAUCCCCAUCGUGGGUGUUUUGUUUGUGCAGUGUUUUGUGUAAAUAUAGUAUUAUUUUGUUAACCCCUUCAUCCCCGCUGCCUGCGCUUGGGUUCUUCCACGCCACCUUACCUGCCGUGACAAAGUUAGUUAUUUUGUAACCAAGGGUAUCACUGUGUAACUGAGGAGCAUGCUUGAGAUGAAAUUGGAUAUAUAUUGUCAUAUGUUAACAAAAUACAAAAUUACUCAAGCUUGUUGUGUAAUGUUGAGGCUAAUGUAAGAUUCACCUACUCUUAUUUUUAAAUAGUUAAAUUACUGUUCAUUGCAAUAAAAGUAAUUGUC